This is a messenger RNA of Nerophis lumbriciformis (worm pipefish), 1191 nucleotides long. The record is from RefSeq and is a predicted model, not a curated record. NCBI's taxonomy places the organism in Eukaryota, Metazoa, Chordata, Actinopteri, Syngnathiformes, Syngnathidae.
AUGCCACACUUAUCCGACUGCGGCUACUACACAAUGCGGGAUGCGACCAGAGCUUCGAACGUACAGAACCAACUGGAGAACUCAAAGUUCCACCUCCAUCAGAGCCAGAGCCAGCAAGUCAAGCAGUACCUGACGCUAGGCUCCAAGUUGGCCUCGUCGACCGCGCAGGGACACGCGGUGCCUCACCCCCACGCACCCGGUCAACCGCUGGCCACCGUCCCCAUCAUGAGGAACGGACACAUGGCUUCAGUCAACGACGGUAGCAACCCUGAAAGUCCCGUCACCCUGAUGACAAUGGCUAACCACGAAAACGAGUUUCCGAUGGAUGAAGUGAUCGAUGACCUCAUCAGCCUCGAAUCGGGCUUCAAAGAUGGAGGCCUGGAUUGCAUGGAGUCUAACAUCCUAAUGCAAAACAAUGUGUCCCUCAGUAGCAGCAUGCUGGACGUGUAUGGGGGUGAACAAGAACACGACACACGAGUCAUGGCCAAGGAAAGACAGAAAAAAGACAACCAUAAUUUGAUCGAAAGACGACGACGAUACAACAUCAACUAUCGGAUUAAAGAGCUUGGGACGCUCAUACCCAAGUCAAAUGACCCCGACAUGCGCUGGAACAAAGGAACCAUCCUGAAGGCCUCGGUGGAGUACAUCAGGUGGCUGCAGAAGGAACAGCAGCACGCUCGCGAGUUGGAAAGUCGCCAGAAGAAGCUGGAGCAGGCCAACAGGCGGCUGAUACUCAGAAUUCAGGAACUUGAGAUCCAGGCUCGAGCACACGGCCUCCCUAACAUGGCGACCUCUUUGGGGACAACAGAUCUGUCCUCACACCUCCUCAAACAACAGCAAACAUCCCCUCAACCCCAGCAGCCCCCUCUCUACCAGGAAGACCCCAACGGUGAUUACUUACCCAGGAUCACGGUGGUCACCGGUGUCCAGUCUAUCCCGGCGUCGUCCGUCCCGCAGGACCACAUGGCGGGCGCCGACGGCUGCACCACCUUCUCCGACCCAUUGUCUCACUUCACCGAGAUUUUCAGCGCCACGCUCAAGGGAGAGCACCGACUGGACGAGAUCCUGAUGGACGACGCGCUGUCCCCAUUCGGGGCCGACCCGCUGCUGUCGUCCGGCUCGCCGCAAGCCGCGUCCAAGGACAGCAGCCGCCGCAGCAGCUUCAGCUCAGGGGAAGGCGACGACCUAUAA